AUAAUUGUGAUGAUGCAUUGGUAUCUCCUUUACCUUCAACAGCCCUUACCAGUUCCUCUGAGCUCUUCAGUACUCACAGUCCCAGCUUUGCAAAGCUCAACAGGCGAGAUGGAGCUGGUGGCUGGUCCCCGCUGGACUCAAAUGAGCAGCAGUGGCUCCAGGUUGAUCUGGGAGACAGAGUGGAGAUUGUCGCAGUUGCUACCCAGGGCAGGUACGGGAGCUCAGACUGGGUAACCAGCUAUACUCUGAUGUUCAGCGACACCGGCCGCAACUGGAAACAGUACAGACAAGACGACACCAUCUGGGUUUUCACAGGGAACAGCAACGCUGACAGUGUGGUUCACCACAAAUUUCUGCACUCCAUGAAAGCCCGCUUCUUGCGCUUCGUCCCUCUGAAGUGGAAUGUCGGUGGGCGGAUAGGACUGAGAGUUGAGGUCUUCGGCUGCUCCUAUAAGUCAGAUAUUGCAGACUUCGAUGGCAGAAGUUCACUCCUCUACAGGUUCAAUCAGAAGCUUAUGAGCACAUUCAAAGAUGUGGUUUCCUUGAAGUUCAAGAGCAUGCAGGGGGAUGGAGUCUUAUUCCAUGGAGAAGGACAGCGUGGAGACUACAUUACCUUGGAACUGCAGAAAGGGAAGCUCUCCUUGCACAUCAACCUGGGGGACUCCAACCUGCACUUCAGUAACAGCCACUCAUCCGUCACCCUGGGCAGCCUCCUGGAUGACCAGCACUGGCACUCGGUUCUCAUAGAGCGCUUCAACAAGCAAGUGAACUUCACGGUGGACAAGCACACCCAGCAUUUCCGAACGAAGGGGGAUUCGGAUCACUUGGAUAUUGAUUAUGAGCUCAGUUUCGGAGGGAUUCCCGUCCCAGGGAAACCAGGAACCUUUCAGAGGAAAAAUUUCCACGGGUGCAUUGAAAACCUUUAUUACAAUGGAGUCAAUAUAAUUGACCUGGCAAAAAGGCGCAAACCUCAGAUCUAUACUGUGGGAAAUGUGACCUUUUCCUGCUCAGAACCACAAAUUGUUCCUAUCACCUUUGUCAGCAGCAGUCAAAGCUACUUGCUAUUACCUGGCACUCCUCAGAUUGAUGGUUUGUCAGUGGGCUUCCAGUUUCGAACAUGGAAUAAAGACGGCUUACUUCUGUUCACCGAAUUGUCUGAAAAUUCGGGACCUCUCUUGGUUUACCUUCAUAGUGGAAGAUUGACGCUACUUAUUCAGAAACAGACAGAGAACCCAGUGGAAAUCAGUGAAGGCACAAAUCUCCACGAUGGGCUUUGGCAUUCUGUUAACAUCAAUGCCAGAAGACAUCGCAUUACCCUGACACUGGAUAACAACGCUGCCACUGCUAGCCAUGCAACCACCGUCUCAAGGAUCUACUCUGGGAACAGCUACUAUUUUGGAGGGUGCCCUGACAAUUUCACCGAUUCCCAAUGUUUAAAUCCCAUUACUGCUUUUCAAGGCUGUAUGAGGCUCAUCUUUAUUGAUAACCAGCCCAAGGACCUCAUUUUAGUUCAGCAAGGCUCCCUGGGGAAUUUUAGUGAUUUACACAUUGAUCUGUGUGGCAUCAAAGACAGAUGUUUACCCAACUACUGUGAACAUGGAGGAAAAUGCUCUCAGUCCUGGACCACCUUUUACUGCGAUUGUAAUGAUACAGGCUACACGGGAGCUACCUGUCAUAACUCUAUCUAUGAACAAUCUUGUGAGGCUUACCGACACCAAGGGAAGACAUCAGGUUUCUUCUACAUCGAUUCUGAUGGAAGUGGACCACUUGGACCACUCCGUGUUUUUUGCAAUAUAACAGAUAAGAUCUGGACUGCAGUGCAGCACAACACCACAGGGCUAACCAGAGUGCAAGGAGCUGAUCCCGAGAAGCCGUACACCAUGUCCUUUAACUACAACAGCAGUGCGGAGCAGCUUGAAGCCAUGAUAAACAGUGCAGAGUACUGCGAACAGGAGGCAGCCUACCACUGCAAAAAGUCACGUCUCCUGAACACCCCGAGUGGAAUGCCAUUUGCUUGGUGGGUUGGCCGUGCCAAUGAAAAGCAUCUUUACUGGGGAGGAUCUCUUCCGGGCAUUCAACAGUGUGCGUGUGGACUUGAAGAAAGUUGUCUGGAUAUGAGAUAUUUUUGCAACUGUGACGCAGAUAGAGAAGAAUGGACAAAUGAUACUGGCCUCCUUGCUUUCAAAGACCAUUUGCCUGUAACUCAGAUAGUGAUCACUGACACAAACAGAUCAAACUCUGAGGCUGCUUGGAAAAUCGGCCCUUUGCGUUGCUAUGGAGACAGGCAGUUCUGGAACGCCGCUUCCUUCAACACGGAGGCCUCCUACCUGCACUUCCCCACCUUCCAUGCCGAGGUCAGCGCGGACAUCUCCUUCUUCUUCAAAACUACUGCCGUCUCUGGGGUGUUCUUGGAAAACCUUGGGAUUAAAGACUUCAUACGAGUUGAAAUGAGCUCCCCCAAAGAGAUCACCUUCUCCAUAGAUGUUGGGAAUGGCCCCACAGAAGCCACUGUGCAGUCUCCCACACCCCUGAAUGACAACCAGUGGCACUACGUCCGAGCGGAGAGGAACCUCAAGCAAACCUCUCUCCAGGUGGACAGCCUCCCCAAGAAGGUCCUGGAGGCACCUGCUGAGGGGCACUUCCGCUUGCAGCUCAACAGCCAAUUAUUUGUAGGGGGAACAGCUUCCAGACAAAAGGGCUUUUUGGGAUGCAUUCGAUCUCUGCAUUUAAAUGGACAGAAACUUGACCUUGAAGAGAGAGCUAAAAUGACACCUGGUGUUAAACCUGGAUGUCCAGGACAUUGCAGCAGUUAUGGUAACCUGUGCCAUAAUGGAGGAAAAUGUGUGGAGAAGUAUAAUGGUUACUCCUGUGAUUGUACCAACUCAGCCUAUGAAGGACCUUUCUGCAAGGACGAGGUUUCUGCAUUAUUUGAAGCUGGCACUUCCAUUACCUAUAUUUUCCAAGAACCUUAUCCUGUCACAAAAAAUGCAAGCACCUCAAGCUCUGCCAUUUAUGUGGAUGCUGUCAUGUCCAAGGAAAAUAUUGCAUUUAGCUUUCUCACAGCACAUACUCCAAGCCUUCUGCUGUACAUCAACACCUACUUUCAUGAAUAUUUGGCUGUGAUUCUCUCCAAGAAUGGAAGUUUACAGGUCCGAUACAAGCUGAGUAAGGAUGGGCUCCUCAUUUUCACCAUUGACUCUGGAAAUUUUGCCAACCGAGAGCUGCACCAUGUGAAGAUUAAUAGAGAAGGCAGAGAGCUCGUGAUUCAGGUUGAUCAAGUUCUCAAACUCAAACACAACUUUUCUGAGAUUGAUUUUAAGGCCAUAAAAUCACUCACCUUGGGCAAGGUCACAGAUAGUUUGUCACUGGACCCUGAAGUCUCAAAGGCAAAUGUCUAUGGUUUCACUGGCUGCCUGUCCUCUGUUCAGUACAACCACAUUGCUCCCCUGAAAGCUGCCUUACGCCAUCCCAGCAUUGCUCCCGUGACUGUCAAAGGCUCCUUGACUGAAUCCAGCUGCACAUCCAUAAUGGAAGCUGAUGCGAACACAGUAACCACGAUAUAUUCCUCAUCAGAUCCUUUUGGGAAGACAGACGAAAGAGAGCCUCUCACCAAUGCAGUCAGGAGCGAUUCAGCUGUGAUUGGAGGUGUAAUAGCAGUUGUGAUAUUCAUCAUCUUUUGCAUCAUUGCCAUCAUGAGCAGAUUCCUUUAUCAGCACAAACAAGCACAUCGAAGUAGCCAGACAAAGGAGAAGGAAUACCCAGAAAACCUCGAGAGCUCCUUUAAAGCUGACAUUGACUUGCAGAACACAGUGAGCGAGUGCAAACGGGAAUAUUUCAUCUGA
Molecule: messenger RNA, 3842 nt
Organism: Pygoscelis adeliae (Adelie penguin)
Lineage: Eukaryota; Metazoa; Chordata; Aves; Sphenisciformes; Spheniscidae
Gene: CNTNAP5
Product: contactin associated protein-like 5
Exons: 23
Source: RefSeq, a predicted model, not a curated record